This is a messenger RNA of Triticum aestivum (bread wheat), 1353 nucleotides long. RefSeq lists its product as uncharacterized. Bases 1 to 1353 code for a protein of 450 amino acids. The record is from RefSeq and is a predicted model, not a curated record. NCBI's taxonomy places the organism in Eukaryota, Viridiplantae, Streptophyta, Magnoliopsida, Poales, Poaceae. Gene Ontology annotation, biological process: regulation of DNA-templated transcription. The transcript is spliced from 2 exons. Gene Ontology annotation, molecular function: DNA binding.
AUGGGGCCGAGGCUUCGGGUUAGGAAGGGUGGGUGUGGCGCCGCGCGACGGCGGCGCCCGGGCGGCGGGGGCGACGGGGAUCGGGGCAGCGGCGACCGCUUCUUCACCACGCGCAAGAGCAAGAACGGAAGCAAAACCCAGAGCGUGCGCACCGCCGGCGGCGGCACCUGGACCGUCAAUGCUACCACGACCGUCAGACACGCGGGAGUCGAGGUUGGCGAGAGGAAGAACCUGUCGUUCAGGAAGAAGGGCAAGUCGACCGGCUGGGUCAUGGAGGAGUACAAAUGCUUGCUGCCAGGGGCCGUCGUCUCUGACGGGGUGAAGGUGUUCUGCAAGAUCCACUUGGCUCAGCAUCCUCCUGACGCGGCCCGCCAAGAAUCGGCCGCGUACAAGCUUCAAGAACCGCAAUGGGAGCACGCACAGAAGCAGCCAGUGCCGCGACCAGAGCACGGACAGAAGAGGCCAGCGUCGGCUGCCGCCGCCGAUCCUCAUCUGCCGCACCCCAACAAGAGGAUGCGAGGAGCAAUCCCCGUCCCGGCACCUGCCACACCGUCGUUCUUGACGCAUGAUGAGGCAGCCAGAGCAAUGUAUGCCCCGCUGGCUUGUACCAACUUCCAUGUUCAGGAUGCACAAGUACCUGCUGUGGCUGUACCAGCGGCAAUCGAAGGUGCUUCAGCAUCAUGCGAGUCCACUACAUCCAACCACUCCGACGUUGCUUCUUCCUCACAUAAUAAGCAGGGACAAGCUCAAGCUCCUGCGAUUUCCUCCCAGUCAGAUGUGCUGGAGUCUGUCAAGCAUUACAGCCAACAACAGAUGAUUGUUCCUGAGGCUGGCUUAAGCAUUGCAAGGAGCACAUCUGAAGAGGAUGUCUUUGAGCAAUUGGAGCCUAUUUCCAACGUGCUUGAUGGGGAGGCAGAUGGUUUUGAUAUCGAAGAACUAAUGAGAAUGAUGGAAGACGACCCAAUUGAAAUUGAGCCGGUCACUGGAGCCAACACUGGCGUGGAGACGGGCCAACAGGAACCUCUGUACCUGGAUACCUUGGACCAAGGCAUGCUGGAUGAAAUGCUGCAGUCCGAUUGCCCUUACCCAAUGUGGAGACCAGAGGAUCAGGCCAUGCACAACCCUGCCUUCCAUGAUGCUGACAAGGAGAAGAGGUACGAUGCCGCGUCGGAUCUUGACGCUCCAUCGCUUCAGGGACAGGACCACUUGUUCAAACCGCGGCUGUGCUUCUCCGAUCCAUUUGAAGCAGCGUUGAUGGCCGAAGAGGUGCUCGAGAAGGAGAAGAGGGACAAUCUUCAUGCUGGACCGCUUGGAGAACACAACAACUUCUUCUCGUCUGCAAGUGUCCAUUAA